UAAAGGUGUAUCAAACGAUACAAGUCGUUGAUUUUUUAUUGUAGUUUUUUUAUUAUUUAAAACAAAAAUGUAUUUCAAACGUAUUACAAUUUUAUUGUAUUAUGGUGUAUUUUUAUUUUCGGUGUUGGGGCAACCCGUAACUGAUGAACACGAAAAUAACAAACAAGAAUCGGAAUUGGAGACGAUCGGUACAACCAUAGACCAUGAUGAUGCUGAUGAAGUUACUGAAAGCCAACAGUCAGAUACAGGUACAAGCAGUAUAGCCACAGAUAUAACAGAAACGAUGACACAUCCACAAUUAUAUAACAUAGAAACAACCAGUUUAACCGAGAAUGAAGAGGAUGUUGCAGAAAUUGAUGAACGACUUAAGGGUAUAGACAUGGGCGAUGAACCACCUAUAACGUUAAAUAUUGUUGAUAGCUUAAUGGAUUGCGAAAACAAUGAUACUCCUAAACCAGCAAUCAAAAAAGUACUAUACCCAAAACCUAAUAUUUUCUCGGAAAGUGAGAUGGAUGAACGCAGAAAGGAAUUCCAAUUACAUGACAUAAAUAGAGACGGCUUUAUUAGUGUUUCUGAACUUUACGAAAUUCUUAAUAAAACGGGCUGGAAUAUGUCCUUAGAAAAUGUCCAAGAUAUAAUUGAAAUUAAUGAUAUUGAUGGAAAUGGAAGCAUUGACUUUUUUGAAUACUUGGUUAUGAUGCAGACUAACUCCGAUCGUAAACAAAACAUGAAGAUGUUUAUCUUAUUGGACAAAGAUAAAAAUACUUUUUUAAGUAGAGAUGAAAUAGUAAAUUUUCUAAAGGAAAAUUAUACGCCCAUUUCCGAGAAAACAAUAGAUUGUAUACUUAACAGUUUCGAUAAGAAUGAAGAUGGUACAAUCUCUUUCGAAGAAUAUAUGAACUACAAAAAACAAAAUUAAGCUUCUAGAAUGCAGUAUUUCUAUAAGAGCAUGAAAGAAAACCGAUUAUAUUUAAAUGUAUUUGAUAUUGUCUAAUAAAUUAAAAUAUAUGUCAUU
Messenger RNA from Adelges cooleyi (spruce gall adelgid), 1015 nucleotides. RefSeq names its product calmodulin-like. The transcript is spliced from 8 exons. The record is from RefSeq and is a predicted model, not a curated record. Lineage: Eukaryota; Metazoa; Arthropoda; Insecta; Hemiptera; Adelgidae. The coding region runs from base 68 to 919 and encodes 283 amino acids. Gene Ontology annotation, molecular function: calcium ion binding.